Messenger RNA from Quercus robur (English oak), 642 nucleotides. RefSeq lists its product as uncharacterized. The transcript has a single exon. Lineage: Eukaryota; Viridiplantae; Streptophyta; Magnoliopsida; Fagales; Fagaceae. Bases 1 to 642 code for a protein of 213 amino acids. The record is from RefSeq and is a predicted model, not a curated record.
AUGAGCAAAGCUUUGAACCAGAUUUCCAAGUCGCCCUUCACGUAUAGGAUUGAAGGAGCAACUCUUCCCCGACGUUUCCAUCAACUAACAUUCACCAUCUACAAUGGGCGGACGGAUCCGGUGGAACAUGUGAGCCAUUUCAAUCAGAGAAUGGCUGUCCAUUCUAAGGACGAGGCCUUGAUGUGCAAGGUGUUCCCAUCCAGUCUAGGACCAGUGGCAAUAAGAUGGUUCGACGGCUUGAGGGCAGAUUCAAUAGAUUCCUUCAAGGAGCUCACUCGGGUUUUUGGCUCUUAUUUUAUUACAUGUACCAGGGUCCCUCGGCCUUUGGACUCCUUACUGUCUUUGUCCAUGCAAGAAGGAGAGACCCUAAAAACAUACUCGGACAGGUACUGGGAGAUGUACAACGAGAUAGACGGUAACUUUGAUGACGUCGCCAUUAGUAUCUUUAAGAGUGGCCUCCCAAUUGAGCAUGGCUUAAGGAAGUCCCUAACAGGAAAACCUAUCACCAGUCUACGCCAACUUAUGGACCAGAUUGACAAGUAUAAAAGGGUUAAGGAAGACCAGCAACUAGGUAAAGGAAAGGCUAAGGAUAUCCCUCAGGAGAUGAGGGAUUCCAGGUUGGAUAGAUAUAGUAAUAACUGA